AUGGCCGCCCUGCGAUCCUUUGGAGGAGCGCCGCUCCGAUGGGCCGCCUCGGCGCGCACCGCCGCCCUCCCCUCCGCCGUCCGCUUCAACUCGUCGAGCAGCUCGUCGACCUCGGCCAUCGCCUACAAGGCGCUCCGCCGCCGCUCCGCCCCGCUGCCGCUGACCGAGGCGCCACCCUCGUGGUCCGCGCAGGCGGCCGUGUCCAACAUACUGUACGAGACGCCGACGCCGAGCAUGGCGCCGCCCAAGCGGCACAUCCUCAACUGCCUGGUGCAGAACGAGCCCGGCGUGCUGUCGCGGCUGUCGGGCAUCCUGGCCGCGCGCGGCUUCAACAUUGACUCGCUGGUCGUCUGCAACACCGAGGUCGAGGACCUGUCGCGCAUGACCAUUGUGCUGACGGGCCAGGACGGCGUCGUGGAGCAGGCGCGGCGCCAGCUCGAGGACCUGGUGCCCGUCUGGGCCGUCCUGGACUACUCGAGCGCGGCGCUCGUGCAGCGCGAGCUGCUGCUCGCCAAGAUCAACAUCCUCGGCCCGGAGUACUUUGAGGAGCUGCUGGCGCACCACCGCGAGAUCACCACGGGCGACACCGCGGCAGAGCCGGAGCUCGCGCACGAGAACAGCCAGUCGCUCGAGGAGAGCGCCGCCCGCGACUUCCACCCCAGCAAGCUGGCCGCCUCGGAGGCCCUCCGCCACAAGCACGAGCACCUCAAGACCAUCACCUACUUCACGCACCAGUUUGGCGGCAAGGUGCUCGACAUUAGCACUGUCAGCUGCAUCGUGGAAGUCUCGGCCAAGCCCUCCAGAAUCGACUCCUUCCUCAAGCUCGUCGCUCCGUUCGGCAUCCUCGAGUCGGCCCGCACCGGUCUCAUGGCCCUGCCCCGAUCCCCUCUCAAGGGCCCCCACGAGGAGCAGCUGACCCUCGAGGCCGACGAGAUUGUCGACGCCAGCCAGCUCCCCCCCGGUUAA
Molecule: messenger RNA, 966 nt
Organism: Cordyceps fumosorosea ARSEF 2679
Lineage: Eukaryota; Fungi; Ascomycota; Sordariomycetes; Hypocreales; Cordycipitaceae
Product: acetolactate synthase small subunit
Exons: 2
Coding region: 1-966 (321 amino acids)
Biological process (GO): branched-chain amino acid biosynthetic process
Cellular component (GO): mitochondrial nucleoid; acetolactate synthase complex
Molecular function (GO): acetolactate synthase regulator activity
Source: RefSeq, a predicted model, not a curated record